Messenger RNA from Drosophila serrata, 1312 nucleotides. Its product is annotated as actin, cytoplasmic A3a-like. The record is from RefSeq and is a predicted model, not a curated record. NCBI's taxonomy places the organism in Eukaryota, Metazoa, Arthropoda, Insecta, Diptera, Drosophilidae.
UAGAGCUCGCUUUCAAGUAAACUAUUACAGACUGGUUUCGUUCAAAUGUACAUAUUUUUAGAGAGUGAAAAUCUUCCGGAAAUGCAUGACGAAGAAGCUACCGCCCUGGUCGUGGAUAAUGGAUCCGGUAUGUGUAAGGCCGGUUUUGCCGGCGAUGAUGCACCCCGUGCUGUGUAUCCAUCGAUUGUAGGUCGUCCCCGUCACCAGGGCGUUAUGGUGGGCAUGGGCCAAAAGGACUCGUAUGUGGGCGAUGAGGCCCAGAGCAAGCGUGGCAUCCUAACGCUGAAAUAUCCCAUCGAGCACGGCAUCAUCACCAACUGGGACGACAUGGAGAAGAUCUGGCAUCACACAUUCUACAAUGAGUUGCGCGUCACACCCGAGGAGCAUCCCAUUCUGCUGACCGAGGCCCCGCUCAACCCGAAGGCCAAUCGCGAGAAGAUGACCCAGAUAAUGUUCGAGACCUUCAAUGCCCCGGCAAUGUAUGUGUCCAUUCAGGCGGUUCUUUCGCUGUAUGCCUCUGGUCGUACCACCGGCAUCGUUCUGGACUCUGGCGAUGGUGUCACACACACCGUGCCCAUCUAUGAGGGUUAUGCCCUGCCACAUGCCAUCCUUCGUAUGGAUCUAGCUGGCCGCGAUCUCACCGAUUAUUUGAUGAAGAUCCUGACUGAGCGAGGUUAUGCCUUCACCACCACCGCUGAACGUGAAAUUGUGCGCGAUAUGAAGGAGAAACUGUGCUAUGUGGCCUUGGACUUCGAGCAGGAGAUGGCCACCGCAGCCUCCAGCUCCUCCCUAGAGAUGUCUUUCGAACUGCCCGAUGGACAGGUAAUCACCAUCGGCAAUGAGAGAUUCCGGUGCCCCGAGACCCUCUUCCAGCCAUCCUUCUUGGGCAUGGAAGCCCAAGGUAUACACGAAACGACAUAUAAUUCGAUAAUGAAGUGCGAUGUGGACAUACGCAAGGAUCUGUACGCCAAUGUAGUCCUAUCGGGCGGCUCUACCAUGUACCCGGGCAUUGCUGACCGCAUGCAGAAGGAGAUCACUGCCCUGGCCCCAUCCACCAUGAAGAUCAAGAUUGCUGCUCCGCCAGAACGCAAAUAUUCUGUGUGGAUCGGUGGUUCUAUUCUGGCCUCGCUGGCCACUUUCCAGCAAAUGUGGAUUUCGAAGCAGGAGUAUGAUGAAUCUGGCCCAGCCAUUGUCCACCGAAAGUGUUUCUAAGUGGAAGGCAUCAUUCGCGCUCCUGCCGAGACCAUUCCAUAUCAAAAUUCUAUUUUGCAAAUCAGUUACUACGCAUGCAUUAAAAUUAUUCAUAUAUUUA